Leptonychotes weddellii (Weddell seal) is the source of this 807-nucleotide messenger RNA. RefSeq names its product RAN guanine nucleotide release factor (gene RANGRF). Gene Ontology annotation, cellular component: nucleus. Gene Ontology annotation, biological process: regulation of membrane depolarization; protein import into nucleus; regulation of sodium ion transmembrane transporter activity. Gene Ontology annotation, molecular function: transmembrane transporter binding; sodium channel regulator activity; guanyl-nucleotide exchange factor activity. Lineage: Eukaryota; Metazoa; Chordata; Mammalia; Carnivora; Phocidae. The record is from RefSeq and is a predicted model, not a curated record.
GGCCCAUGCCUAAAGGGGCGGGAGCUAAGGUGGACCGGAGACGGCGGAGGUGAUGCCGCGCGGCACACGUGGGUUUCUUCUACAUCUCUCUAAUGCCCGCACCUAGUGCCAGGCCCAUGGAGCCCACGCGACACUACCCGCUGUUCGGGGGCGCCUUCUCCGCCACUCUCCCUCCCGGGGCCCUUGACGUGAGCGACCUCCGGCCGGUCCCGGACAAUCAGGAAGUUUUCUGCCACCGCGUGACGGACCAGAGCCUGGUCGUGGAACUUCUGGAGCUGCAGGCCCACGUGCAGGGCGAGGAGGCUGCGCGGUACCACUUUGAGGACGUGGGCGGGGUGCAGGGGGCUAGGGCCAUGCAAGUGGACAGUGUGCAGCCCCUCCCUUUGGAGAACCUGGCUCUGAGGAGCUUCUGUCAAGAAGCCUGGGUCCUCUCUGGCAAGCAGCAGGUAGCAAAGGAUGUGACAGCACACCAGACUUUGCUGCGGCUGCCCCGGUACCAGACUGAUCUCCUGCUCACCUUCAAUGAUCCCCCCCCUGACAAUAGGUUAUCUCUUGGUCCUGAAAAUCUGUCACUUCCGCCCUGGAGCCUGGGUGACUUUGAACAGCUGGUGACCAGUCUGACCCUUCACGACCCCAACAUCUUUGGUCCCCGGUAAAGAUGCUGAAACACUGCGUGAAGCUGCUCAAGCGCAUGGGGACCCCGUUCUUCAAGGGGAACAAGGGGUUGGAUAUAUGCCCCUAAUUCCUCCCCUGUGCAUAAACAUAAGACACCUCCUGUCUGCAGAAAUAAACUUGCUUUAUAACCAA